CUAUUGAAAGUAAGUUAUUUCUGGAGUGGACUUUAAAGUUUAAAUUAAGUCGCAGACCUAGCAGCUACAGCCUUUUUGGCAUCCCAUACAACAUGACAACAAUUGACAACGACGUUGGUUUAUAAAACCUUGGACCUUCUUUUCUGUAUUUGGCCGUAAAAGCUCAGGAUCACUAAAGGGUUACCUUUCCUGAAUACGGAUAAAGAGGGGUUGGAGACGGGAAGCCAAGAUGAGUGAAAUCAAGGUUCUUGAAGAGCCCCUGCCCGAUGUGGAUAAAGGAUUCCAGGUCUUCUUCUUGAAGAUAGAGGAUACAGAAGAUGAGGAAGUUGAGGUGACCAGAGACCCAUCAAGAAUACACGAUGAUAUCCUCAACCUGCAGUGUAGUUGUCGGGAUGGAAGUUUUAGUCAAGAAAUUUCAGGAGAGGAUAGGGAAGAGGAGAUCAAGACAAGUAACGUGGCAGAGCCUCAAGCUGGAAACCCCACAAGAUCAAAUCAGCAGCUGUCAGGACAUGGUGAAGAAAUGGACGAAAGGAGAUGUAUGAAGCCAGAAACACAGGGUAAAGUCUCAAGAAAAGGCAGCUCAACUGUUCUGCCAAAUGCUGAAGCAUUGGCCAAUUGUGAUUCACCUCAAAGAGACUUUAGGAACAUGAUCAAUAAAUCUGGUUCAAAUGAUGUUCCAGUUCAAGAAAGUGAUUCGCAAAAACCUUUAACAGCAGUGGACAGAGUAGGUGCUUCAUGUUCCUAUAGGCCUGAGCAUGAAGGGAUGAAUAAGCAACGAGAAAGUCCUUCAGCAAAGCAGUGUUCUGAUGGUGAUGAAAGAAUUGCAAACACUGACAGCGCAAUAGACAUGGUGUCUAACAGAAGAGAAAAGCAGCAUCAGUGUUCUGUUUGUAACAAAAAAUUCUUAUUCAAGAGUAAGCUAACAACACACAGCAUGAGCCAUAGUGGAGAAAAGCCUUUCCAGUGUUCUGUUUGUAACAAAAAGUUCAUAUUCAAGAGUGGGUUAAAAACACACAGUAGGAUCCAUGGUGGAGAAAACUAUUUCCAGAAAUUUCAGUGUUCUCAUUGUAACAAUAGGUUCACAACGAAGUUUGGCCUCCACAGACAUAAGCAAUCCCAUAAAGGAGAAAACCCAUUCCACUGCUCUCAUUGUAAUAUGAAGUUCUCGCUGAAAAGUUAUCUGUUAUCUCAUUUGAAAAGCCAUUCAGGGAUAAAGCCAUUCCAGUGUUCUAUUUGUAGCAAACAGUUUUUAGGGCAGAAAAGUCUAACAUACCACCUGAAAUUCUGUGAUAAGACACAACACAGAGGAGGAAACACUAAUUAUGAGUGCUCUGUUUGUAACAAAAUAUUCUCUGUCAAGCAAAAUCUAAAAAGACAUAUGUUGACCCAUAGUGGAGAAAAGCCCUUCCAGUGUUCUGUUUGUAACAAAGGUUUAUCAAGUAAGAGUGUGCUAGAUAUGCAUAUGAGAACCCAUACAGGAGAAAAGACAUAUCUUUGUUCAAUUUGUAGCAGACAAUUCAUAUGGAAGACUAGUCUAAAGUAUCAUAUGAAAACCCGUUGUGGAGAAAAGCUGUUUCAUUGUUCUGAUUGUAACAAAAGGUUCUCUACUGAGGACUUCCUAAACAUGCAUAUGGAAACCCAUACAAGAGAAAAGCCAUUCCAGUGUUCUCAUUGUGAUAAGAAAUUCGUGCUAAAAAGUUAUCUGUUAUCUCAUAUGAGAUCCCAUACAGGAGUAAAGGCAUAUCAUUGUUCUGUUUGUAGUCAACAGUUCAUGUGGAGGAGAAGUCUAGCACGCCACAUUGAAAUCCAUGAUGUAGGUAAUCCAAGACCAUGCUCCGAGUGUGGAAAAGUGUGUCUAAGCAAGUCUUCUCUCACCAAGCAUAUGAAAACCCAUACGAAGGAAAAGUCAUAUCAGUCAUCUCAGUGUUCUGUUUGUAACAGCAAGUUCUCAUGCAAGAGUGAGCUAAGAAGACACAUGAGGAACCAUAUUGGAGAAGAGCCUUUCCAGUGUUCUGAUUGUAACAGAAGGUUCUCACGAAAGGGUUACCUAGAUAUGCAUAUGAGAACCCAUACAGGAGAAAAGCCACAUCUUUGUUUAGUUUGUAGCAAACGAUUCAUUUCGGAGACUAGGCUAACAAACCAUAUGAAAACCCAUGGUGGAAAAAGGUUUCAUUGUCCUGAUUGUAACAAAAGGUUCUCAUUCAAGAGUGAGCUAAUAAGACACAUGUGGACCCAUAGUAGAGAAAAGCCCUUCCAGUGUUUUCAUUGUAACAAAUGGUUCUCAAGAAAGGGUAACCUAAACAGGCAUAUGAAAAGCCAUGCAGGAGAAAAUACAAUAAAAAAGCCAUAUCUUUGUUCAGUUUGUGGCAAACGAUUUACUUCGGAGACUAGGCUAACAAACCACAUGAAAACCCAUGAUAGAAAAGAGAUUCAUUGUCCUGAGGCUGAUUGUAACAAAAGGUUCUCAUUUAAGAGUGAGCUAUCAAGACACGUUGUGACCCACAGUGGAGAAAAGCCUUUCCAGUGUUCUGAUUGUAACAAAAGGUUCUCAAGAAAGGGUUACCUAGAUAUGCAUAUGAGAACCCAUACAGGAGAAAAGACAUAUUUUUGUUCAAUUUGUAGCAGACAAUUCAUAUGGAAGACUAGUCUAAAGUAUCAUAUAAAAACCCAUAUGAAGGAAAAGUCAGAUCAGUGUUUUAAUUGUAACAGAAUGUUCUCAUGCAAGAAUGAGCUAAGAAGACACAUGCGGACCCAUAUUGGAGAAAAGCCCUUCCAGUGUUCUGAUUGUAACAAAAGGUUCUCAAGAAAAGGUUACCUAGAUAAGCAUAUGAAAUCCCAUACGGGACAAAAGCCAUUUCAGUGUUCUCAUUGUAAUAAGAAGUUCUUGCUUGAAAGUCAACUGUCAGAUCAUAUGAAAAGCCAUUCGGAGGUAAAGCCGUUCCAGUGUUCUAUUUGUGGCAAACAGUUUUUUCAGAAGAAAAGUCUAACAUACCACCUGAAAUUCUGUGAUAUGACACAACACAGAGGAGGAAAUACUAACUAUGAGUGCUCUGUUUGUAACAGAAUAUUCGCAUUCAAGCAAAAUCUAAAAAGACACAUGUUGACCCAUAGUGGAGAAAAGCCCUUCCAGUGUUCUGUUUGUAACAAAGGGGUAUCAAGGAAGAGUGUGCUAGAUAUGCAUAUGAGAACCCAUACAGGAGAAAAGACAUAUCUUUGUUCCAUUUGUAGCAAACAAUUCACUUGGAAGUCUAGCUUAAAGUAUCAUAUGAAAACUCAUUCUGUAUUAAAUCAAUUUUAGUAUUCUGUUUGAAGAAAAUUGUUCCUUUGAAAGAGGAGUCUAAUCUAUCCUAUAAAUAUCCAUACUGUAGAAAAGCCAUAUCAGUUGAGCAAUGAUAAUAGUGGGUUCUUGUAUAGUGCUCAAGACAUGUCUUUUAGACUUGACACUCCUGGCGCUCCACGGCAUUAGCAAUAUUGGUGCUCUAACAUUUCAAGGAAUUAAUUCCAUGCCAGAUACCCGUUUACCUCACCUGGGUCGAGUGUGGCAAAUGUAUAUUAAUGUCUCUUAAAAGAAUUAUUCACCAUCAAAGAUGGCACAGGUAGGCCAGAUUUUAAUUAAAAAAACCCAAGUACUGUAAAUCUCUGUGUAUAAGAUGCACCUGUGUAUAAGACGCACCCCUAUAGUAGAGGCUGAGGGGUUUUAAAAAAAAAAAAAAUUGCCCACUUUGUCUGCAGCAAGCCAGGUUCGUGUUAAAAAACACAUGCGAGGAAGGACUUUCAUUUAACUGCAUUUGUGCUUGUGAACCUGUCACAAAUAAUAGUAACAAUGUCGUUUUUAAAAGAAUG
Messenger RNA from Strongylocentrotus purpuratus (purple sea urchin), 3843 nucleotides. RefSeq names its product zinc finger protein Xfin. The coding region runs from base 230 to 3298 and encodes 1022 amino acids. The transcript has 4 exons. Lineage: Eukaryota; Metazoa; Echinodermata; Echinoidea; Camarodonta; Strongylocentrotidae. The record is from RefSeq and is a predicted model, not a curated record.